Messenger RNA from Bursaphelenchus xylophilus (pine wood nematode), 3355 nucleotides. NCBI's taxonomy places the organism in Eukaryota, Metazoa, Nematoda, Chromadorea, Rhabditida, Aphelenchoididae. The record is from the annotation of a GenBank genome assembly.
AUGGCCCUUCUCUCCGCUUUUUUCGUCGCUUGGAAUGAGACUAUCUGCCUUCGGGCCGCCGAAGAGAUCUCAAAGUUUGUGCGGGGGGAGAGGGGAGGAGGACUGGCACUCGUUGUAGACGGGAUCCGGCAUGACAUCGGUCUCACCGAUCUGAGAUGAGACCGCAUCCUGAGCCUCCAUCCACCACGUGAACUGGUCAGUCGGGUGGCCAAGACUUUUUUCGGUUCCUUUGCUACUUAGUCAUUUUCGGACACUAUAAGCCCCCUUCUCCCGGCUGCACCCAGCUACUCAGUAAUCUCCGCUGAGCACUGCUUCUGCGCUCUAACUUCCUUUUUUUAUUGUUUGGACUUACUUUUUGGCUGAGGAUCAGUUCUCUUCGUUGGUAUUGCCAAAAAUAUUGUUGUUUUAUUGCAAGACUACCAUUCGUAAUGUUCAUGGAUGCCACUUAUUUAUUUUCUGAGAUUAUCCCAAUUUCGAGGGCAAUUAGCGUUUUGAUCAUUUGAAGACCAAUUGAUCUGGCCUGUAAUUUGUAUUUUCCUGACAAAUGUCUAUCGGAUAUCCCCAUUCCUUUCAUUUCUUUAGCCAAUGAGAAGAAAUUACGCCAGGAUUCUUAGCAAUGGUACAUGAAUUAUAAUAUUGCUUUUGUAAUAUUAAUGUGUAUACAUCGUUUCGCGUUGCCACCUUUAUUACGCGCCGUUAAAACUACAAAACGUUUCCCCUUCACCGAGACUUCGUGUUUUUAUAGUAUUCAUUUGAGUGAUCAAAAUGAUGGAAAGUUGAUUUAUAGCGAAGAGGCCGCCUUUUGUUGUUGACCAACAAUAUCAGCACGUAAAUCAAGAGCGCUGGGUGAUUAAUCGGCCUGUUUUUAUGAGACUGCUGACUUCGAAAGAGUCUCCCGGCUUUCUGAAUCCGACGACGACGUCUACAGCAACGUUGGCGCGGUCGUUUGUGGGGCGCCGGGCUCAGGACGUGUGAAGCGGCCGGCUGCCGCACGGCUGACGCGGCGGCCGAGCCCGUCUGUCCAGGAGCGGGACUAGCGAGACGUCGGACCAGGCCCGGCUCCACUUAUGCGGCCACCAUGCGGACGCCGAGCCGCGUCCUCCAGGGUUUGGUGGGUCUGAAGCUAUGGCCGUUGUUUAUGGUCUGCCUCUGCUCCUUCGUCCAGGCACAGUCCAGCAAGGACUCCAGUCGUCUUUACGAGACUCUGCUCUCCGAUUACAACAAACUCGUUCGGCCCGUCUACAACAACACCGACACUCUGGUCGUGUAUUUCAAACUGAAAUUGUCUCAGCUCCUGGAUGUGGUAAGUGGAGGAAAGGGGUGGCAAAUAUGCGGGUGGAAACGCUUAAAUAUCCUGUUUUCAGCAUGAAAAGAAUCAAAUCAUGACUACAAAUGUGUGGCUUCAUCAUGUAAGUAACGUCACGGAAUGGCGAACAAUCAAUUUUAUUUCCGAAAUAUGGCUACAGGGUCAAAGAUGGGUGUCUGGAGGACAGAAUGUUGUUGUGACAUUGCUUUGGGCUGAUUUCAUUACUUUAAGGGCUCUUCAAAUGAUUGUUUUGGCUUUUUUAGACAUGGCGAGAUCAAAAAUUGACCUGGGAUCCAGAGGAAUACGGAGGAGUGAAGCAACUUUAUGUCCCCGUCGAUUUGAUUUGGCUACCCGAUAUUGUAUUAUAUAACAAGUAGGUUUGAAUUGCGUCAUCUAUUUUCAUAAGAUUACGCAAAAUAUGAGAGAAUUUGAUGACAAAAAAUAAAUAUUUUUUACAGCGCUGAUGGUAAUUAUCAAGUAUCAAUCAUGCACAAGGCCAAGCUCAAUUUUGACGGAACAGUAGAAUGGUCUCCUCCGGCCAUUUACAAGAGGUGAAUAAAUAUUAUUUUAUGUCAUCGUUUUUACGUAAUCAUGACGCAAACGAUUCGUAAUGUUUUUACAGUAUGUGUCAGAUAGAUGUAGAAUGGUUUCCGUUGGAUGUUCAGACUUGCGAAAUGAAGUUUGGAUCCUGGACUUACGGUGGAUUCGAGGUUGAUCUAAAGCAUCGAGAUGAGCAUCUGCAAAGAGAAGAUCAGAUUGUAGUCCAAGGAAUCGAUGGAGAAUACAACGAGACAGUCUGGGUAGUUGAUCAAGGUGAGUAAAGUCUCGACACAAAAAUCUCACUGCGCAUUAUUCUAAAGAUAAUUAUAUUUCACAUGAUCUUUCAGGUAUUGAUCUAAGUGAUUAUUAUCCAAGUGUCGAAUGGGACAUACUGAGUGUUCCGGCCAAGAGACACGAGAAGCGCUAUCCCUGUUGUGAAUCUCCAUUCAUCGACCUCACCUACGAGAUCCAUCUCCGUCGGAAAACACUUUUCUAUACCGUCAAUCUGAUGAUUCCUUGUGUCGGAAUCAGUGCACUGACGGCGUUGGUCUUUUAUCUGCCGUCGGAUGGAGGAGAGAAGAUCUCACUUUGUAUCAGUGUUCUCAUCUCGUUGACCGUCUUCUUCUUGUUGUUAGGUGCGUCGCUUAUUUUGAUUAUAUCAUCACUCAUUUUAGUCGAAAUAAUUCCAUCGACGAGUCUUGUGAUUCCACUUAUUGGUAAAUAUUUAUUAUUUACAAUGGUUCUAGUUACGUUGAGUGUAAUUGUGACUGUGAUAACAUUGGUAAGUGUGUCAAUGUAUGGGGAGUUUUGUUCAGAAUGUUCACUAUCGCCAGCCGUCCACCCACAAGAUGAGCAGGUUCAUGAGGUGGUUCUUCAUCGACCUGCUACCCUAUUAUCUCUUUAUGCGCCGUCCUUCUCAGAUCUACGAGAACACCACUCCGCCUCAGGAGUUUUCACCAUUAGCGGUAUGUUAUUCUCACAGAGAAUCGCGUAUUACAUUCACUUGACAUUUUAACAUUGUGAAUGAUAAUAUUUGUUCUUUCUAGAUGCAACUUGUUCCUUCCGGGGUUAAUUCCUCGAGGAAAUCGACCAGACCGAGCCUUUACUCCAGACCGUCGAUUCUCCUCGAGAACAGUGAUCAUCUUCAAGUUCAUCGACCUUCUGAUACCUACCCAGCUCUUAUUAAUCGUGUUGGGAGUGUUCAGGAACAGAAGACUCCAAUGAUAUCUGCCGUUGAAUCUGUCAGUUUUAUCGCUGAUCACUUCAGAAAGGAAGAGGAAGAUCAGCAGGUAUGCCGUAAAUAAAUUUUUGUUACACUUGGUCUAAUGAAAUUUAAUGUCAUCAAAUAUAAUUCGUGGUUUAUUGCAGGUCAUAGAAGACUGGAAAUACGUGUCGGUGGUGAUGGACCGGAUCUUCCUGAUUCUUUUUACCCUUGGCUGUUUGGCAGGCACGGUGCAUAUCAUCUUCAGGGCGCCCACCAUUUGGUCGGAUCAGCAAGCGAUCGCCUGA